Molecule: messenger RNA, 864 nt
Organism: Priapulus caudatus
Lineage: Eukaryota; Metazoa; Priapulida; Priapulimorpha; Priapulimorphida; Priapulidae
Product: monocarboxylate transporter 12-like
Exons: 3
Coding region: 1-864 (287 amino acids)
Biological process (GO): transmembrane transport; monocarboxylic acid transport
Molecular function (GO): monocarboxylic acid transmembrane transporter activity
Source: RefSeq, a predicted model, not a curated record
AUGAACGAGACAAGCAAGAAGAACAGGGCAGUCAGUGUGUCAGCGUCUGAUAUAGAUGCUGAUGCUGAGGAUGACAUCGUCGCGACACAAACGGUUGACAGCGUAGCCAAGUCCAGCGACGCAGGGUUUGGCAGGUCAAUGAUUUACACACCCUCACAGGUAAUCGGCGCACUUUACUUCGACAAGAAACGCACCCUGGCAACGGGUUUAAUAAUGGCAGCCAUGUCAGUUGGAGCGCUAAUCGGUCCUCUACUGUGUGUCGUGCUCAUAGAAAUUUACACCUGGCAUGGAACGAUGUUCAUUCUAGGUGGCAUGUAUCUACAAACUGUAGCAGCUGCUGCCAUGUUUCGGGUGAUACCUAGAGCCGCCAAAGAAGAACUAAAGAAGCGCAGAAAAGACAGAAACACCCGUUUCAUUAUGUCAAUCACCGAUAUGAUAAAAUUCGGCGUUCACUGCUUGAGUAACCUCCUGAAUGUAUUUGGUAGGUCCAUACUGAUCACAUUUUGUGUACUACUUGGCAUCAAGCGGGGCAUGAGUCUCACGCGUGCUGCUCAGAUGCUGACCAUGCUGCAAGUCAGCAAUGCCAUCAGCCGCUUCCUAGUGGCAGCCGUAGGAGACAGGCGAUGGUUCCCACGUCACCUGGUCCUCGGCUUCACAGACCUUGCAGGCUUUCUCAUGGGCUACACUGGAGACGUAGGAUCCGUCUUUACCCUUUCUGGGAUCUCAUAUAUCGUUAGUGCAUCACUGAUCGGUGGCGCCCUCUUCGUUGACUACUGGCAGAAACACAUGAGGCGGGAGCCACCACGGCUGGCACGCCGGGAAACAGUGAACACGAAAUUAGAGGAAACUCGAAGUGUCCCUUAG